AUCUUUGUCAACAGAAAUGACAUUUCCAACAACAAUGGACGGGCUGCUUAGCCUUAUCACCCAUAGGACAGUGACUCUUGCGAUCAACUCUGGGAUGAUUCUCUCGGCCAAGUACACCUGGAAUCAAGGGCGUCGUCUCGCGAAAAGCGUUGAUCCCGAACAAGCAACUGAGAUUCUCUCAUUACAAAGACUUCUCAAAAACAAAAUGCAGAUAAUUUCGCCAGCUAUUGAUAUGAUUGACCUGAUUGCUGCCCGUGGCAACACCUCACUGGAAUCGGCUGUCUCUCUUACCAAGGAGAUUAGGUUCGAAGUUCAAUCACUAGGUCAACGACUGGAGAAAGCUUCCGUAUUUGCCGAAUCGGUACAAAAGGGGAUAAAGGCUUCCAAAGAUCUAUCUAUGAAACGAAGAGAGGUUGAAGGAAUCAUUAAAGAUACCAGGAAGUUACUUGAUCGAAUCGAGGAAGUAGUUCCACUUUUGAACCUGGCUAUCACAACAUCUGGUGCCAAGCUAUCUACGAACCUACCAUCAACCGUAUCACCAUCUCGCCUGUUGCAAGCCAGCACUCUACUCAGUUCCGGUGAUACACAGUAUUGCAUGUCACCUUUCCAACCGGUGCAGAUAGGCCCGACGUUUACCUUGUCAGUGUAUAUGCUCUUUAGCAGCCAUCGACGUCCGCAUGGCCAAGAGGGUGUUCGCGAAGCAACGUGGAAGGAGGUGAUGCAUAAGGCUCGCCUAAAGCUUCGAAGAGUUCCUCUGGAUCUGAUGCUCGACCAGGAAAGUCAAGCACGGCGACAGCAGUUUCCACCGGUAGCCAGAGCUGACGAGUAUGCCUAUCAAAUACUGAUCGUUGAGGAUCUGGAUGACGGCAGAGUUCAUGACUUUGAAAAUGAAGAGUUGCGCCCACAGAGAUAUGAAGGUGUCAAUUCCGCAGGGAUACGUGAAAUUCUCCCCGUGCAUGAAAUCUCCAAAUUAUUUUAUGCCGACACAGGGAGAUUACUCAACAUCAACGUUGAAGAGGAGAUAAAUAACCCAGUGCUACUACUUAAGCGGGACCUAAAUGCCAUACCUCCGCGCCGUAUGGUGGAACGUGACGACAUAGAUCUUUUCCUCGAGGAGCAGGAAACGGAAAGCGAAGACGAGGAAGAUGAGGUGAAAGCGCAGUUACAGGCUCAACUGAAUGAAACCACUGCUCAAGCAACUUCCAGCAUCUUAUCACUGCACCAAGAGUCGAUUCCCGAGCAGUGGCGACUUCCUUCGGGUUUGGAUCCGGAAUGGAUAGCAUUCGAAGUGUACAAUGAGGAUGAUGGCACGGAUGCCGAAUCCGAGAAAGAAGAAGAAUGGCCUGAAUCAUCUUCUGCGGGUGAUAUCGUCGAUCCGCGGCUGAUGGCAAAUCUAUCUCUCGGUCACGGUGAAGAGGCAUCUCAUCCAUCUUCGCCUCAACAAGGAAUGUCGCGGUCUACCUCACCCCCACGGCAUUUCAUAGCCACCACCGUUUCAAAUCCACUCUUCAACAAAAUCCGCACCUCUCUAUCUCUCCUCGAGAUGCUCCUUCGUCUAACAUCUUUGCAACAAUUCCAGCAACAAUCCCAUCUUUCUAUCAGCGAUGAACUCUUGAACUUCUUCUUGGAAGAAGCCUCGUCCACCGGUGCCGGCGGUGACGAGCAACACCGCCAGCGUCUCCGCGCUGAAGCAAGGCGCAAGGUCGGAUGGGACCCGUACGAUGAGAGCCCAGUCAAGCGAAGGGGCGAGGAAUAUCAGCACAGCUACAUCCCCGAGAGCAGUCCUGCUGCUAGCUACCGCCGUGAGAGAGACGAGUAUCUUUCCUCACCUAGCUACAGAUCGAGAAGUUUUCACAUCCGCUCUAGAGAGAAUACACCCGAAACUCCUCUAUCUCGACCUUCGCCGUCCAUUCCACCAGAUGAGAGACGCCCGCAUUCUCUCCGAGAUACCACUACGAAUAUAGGAGAAGGUCCAAGAAAGAGCCGCUAGACUUUUGGCGUUCCACCCCUGCACAAGCCGAUCUAUGAUCAGAUUGCAAGUACGAUAUUGUUCCGAAAAUGGGAAUUGGAAAGCCUGUUCUGGAAUCGAGCAGUGGGAGAAGAUCUAGAUAACGAGUAACUGGAUUGGGGGAUUUACUGUAAGGGGACGUAUGAUCCUCCUAAAGAAGAUAUUCUUUUAGAGAUAAAGAGUAAUGUUACUAAGAGGAAGAGGCAUUCCCUUCCUGCACCCUUACCCAUUAGAGCUACGGACGAGGAACAGGCAUCCACAUAUAUCCGCAGGUACAUACACAGGGCUACAAAAGAUAGACGAGACGCAGAUUAGGUAGGAAUGCAAUCUAGACAACAUGUCUCAAAUUCCAAGCUCUCGAAACUGUAAAAAAAAAAACUAUUAAGCACAUGAUUGCAAACGGCAGGGAAGCACAGAUUAGUCAUUCAGUAGGAAACCUGUAACUAGUAUAAACAAUGAGGGAGGGAGACGGAUGCUGAUUAUCAAGUAAAGCAAGGUUAGGGAACCAGAAAAUCUGACAAGAGAAAGAAGGGGACCCGCAGAACGCCUAAGAGAAGACCCGAGACAAGUGAAACGAAAGCUGUAAAAUAAACAACGCCAUAAAUAAAAAAGUUGCUAGGUCCAACCGUGACUCCAGUACGUCAUAGCUUAUUACCAUUUCACUGAGACCCAGUCUCGGCUCUCGUGUCUGGCAUCCUGGUCGCAUACCGGUUUAUAAUGAAUGUGAGCAAUCAUGCUCUUAUUAGGAAUAGUUGAGAUAACAGGAGAAGACAAGAUGACUCGCAUGUGUCCUGAGGAGAUUCGUAUAAUCCAUGGUUGAUCCGUGAAUAUACCAUGGAUGACGGGUUCAAGAAAGGAGGCAAUUAUUCCCAGUCUUCUUCGUCACUAUCUUCCGCCGUGCUUGAAAGAUGGGUCUUUUCCUUUGGGCUCUCAGGAGCCCGGCUGGUCGUGCCGCUGACGAGAUCAUAGCUGGAUUCGCUAUCGGCCUGGGAUUGUUGGUCAUUUGAUCGGCGCGGUUCGCUGGGCUUAAGUAAACCAUCCUUGUCCAGCUUGCACAAUGCAGCAGUCUUGUUUGCCUUGACUUGAGGUGUGGAUGGAGACUCAGACUCGGAGUCAGAGUCGUCGUCCCAGCCAACUUCCUCCUCGUCAUCAACAGCGCCUGUAGGAGAUAGGUUAGACAUGUAUGAAAUUUCACUGUUUAGCUCAAAAGAUGUACCUUUAAGAAGCUCCCUGCGUUUCUUCUCUUCCGUUUCUACGACCAGACGGAGGAAGUAGUACCGGCACCAGAAAUCAGCGUACUCAACCUUCUCAGGCACGAGCUUCUCCAUGACUGACCGGAGUUCAGGGUAUGUUUCCAAGUCUGUAGCAAUCGCGUUGGUUUUGCUGUCAACAUUAAACCCCGUCUUAAAAGUUGGCCACUCGUCGCUGACGGGGUCCUUGGUGAAGUUCUCCAGAUUAGAAUGAAUGACAUGUAGUUGAGCAUCGAAGCGCGUGGCAUGGAUGACCCUCUUUCCCUCCGAAUCCUUGCUUUCAAACAGGAGCUGCCCCUUAUUCGCCUCUUCCGAAUUAGGGGGUACAAUGCUAACUGCCUCACGAAGUUUCUGGCUGAUAUUCAUCCCGAACCGCAAGAUCGCCUCAUCAGCAGCUUCCUCUGCUUUCUCUAUUUCCUUGAGCCGCCUGGAAGCCUCCGCCUUGAAGCGGGAAAAGAAGCCCUCUCCAGAUUCACUUGCGGCCUCCGCACUACCCUCGUCCCCCUGCUGUUGUACUGGCUCGCCAUCCUUUGUCUUUGACAAUGUGGGCGUCUUCGCCUCAUCCUUAUUGUCUUUCUCCUCGUCCUUGCUUGAGAAUGCGGUGCUCAGAGAAAGUCCGCGCGUUCGUCCAACGAUGUUGUCCCUUAAACCAGAGAUACCCUUUACAGCUUCCUCGCUCGCAGCGGCGUACUCUUGGCGGGCGCCUUCGUAGUAACUCUCGCCUUGUUUGCGGACAUUGUCGAUAAAACCGCCAAUGCGUACGCCCCAGGCACUAGAUGAGAAUGCGCGGAAUGUCUCUUGGAAUUCGGUGCUGAGGUCAAGAUUGGAUUGCUGAGAUUUGGCGCCGUCGUCCUGGGAACCGCCAGCCGACUUGGAGUCGGUCUUGAAGAUCUCCUCCUGGAUAUGAUCGUACGCGACGUCCAUCGCUGCUAGCAGCUGUGCAACCCGCCGAUAGAAAGAAAUAGGAUAUUUAGCAGUUCAGAUAACACUUGCGGGAAAACCGUCUUGGUGGACGGUAAUACAGUCAAAGGUCAAAGGUCAAGAGAAGGAAUGGUCGGAUGUUG
Molecule: messenger RNA, 4322 nt
Organism: Monascus purpureus
Lineage: Eukaryota; Fungi; Ascomycota; Eurotiomycetes; Eurotiales; Aspergillaceae
Source: the annotation of a GenBank genome assembly